CGACCUCCGAAUUGCAGAUUUACGGCCGAAAGGUAUCUCUGAACUUGGCUGCCCAUACUCCGUCCGCUAACACCUUCAUGUUCAACGUUUGCUAAGACGGACUCGAGACACUCGAGACAGCGGCUUCAAUCAUGCGCUAUUAUACUCUCUUCAGAUCCUACUUUCUUCCAGCGUCACUGGUACUGCUCGGAUCACGCGUCUUGCCGAUAUCUACAGCGUUGGCUUGGGAGUUUCCACAGCCACCGGCAUUCCAUACCGAACAGAUCCCACUACACUCGGGUCCCCACAGCGAUGUUGAUAUCAUCAGCGGCAGCCAGUUCAGCGGGCUGAAGACGUAUGCGAAUCUACCGUACUUGAACUGCCUCUCAGACGAGGAGGCCAAUGACAAACCCUAUGACAUCGCUGUCCUGGGCGCGCCCUUUGACACCGGUGUCACGGCACGUCCCGGUGCUCGCUACGGGCCGACCGGUAUCCGUACCGGAAGUCAAAGGAUCGCGGCCUCGGCCUCGUGGAGUGUAUAUACUGGCAAGAACCCUCUGAAGUCAUGGGCCGUCGUUACGGACUGUGGCAACGUGCCGCUCACCUGGCUAGAUAACAACUAUGCCCUCAAACAACUAGACAAGGCGCAUAGGGUUGUUUCGGGACGCAGAUCUGCUAAUGUGAGCCACUCCGUGACGCCUAGAAUCCUCACGCUGGGCGGCGACCACACGACGACAUUAUCAGCGCUGCGGUCUGUCAAGGAGAGAUGGGGACAGGUAGCCGUCGUACAUUUCGAUAGCCACAUUGAUACUUGGGAUCCAAAAGUGCUCGGGGGUGGAAUCUCGGACUACGCCGGUCUCAACCAUGGCACGUUCCUCCACAUCGCGCACGAAGAGGGUCUGAUAACGAACACCUCUGUCCACGCGGGCAUCCGCGCGCCGCUGGCGCGACGCAAAGGCGACAUGCGCAACGACCUGCGUUGCGGCUUCCACGCCAUAACCGCGCGCGACUUGGAUCUCGUGGGUGCGUCAGGCAUCAUCUCGCGGAUCAAGGAGCGCGUGGGAGACGCCAAGAUAUACAUCAGCGUGGACAUCGACGUGCUGGACCCUGCAUUUGCUCCUGCCACCGGGACGGCCGAGCCUGGCGGGUGGACAAGCAGGGAGCUACUCACGAUCCUGGACGGACUGAGCGGAGUCAGAGUCGUUGGGGCUGACGUGGUCGAAGUGGCACCGGUCUAUGAUAAUGCAGGUGAGACAACGGUGCUGGUUGCAGCAGAGAUUGGGAAGUCAUUGUUGGGUCUCAUGGUAGAUCAACCUGUCAAAUCAUUGACCGACGAGAAGGAUUAAUUCCUCGAUAUGGAUAGAAAAUCAAAAUGCAAGUAGAUUGGAAAUACGUGGAUGUCUAUAGGGUGAUGCUCUCGAGGAGAAUAC
Molecule: messenger RNA, 1409 nt
Organism: Truncatella angustata
Lineage: Eukaryota; Fungi; Ascomycota; Sordariomycetes; Amphisphaeriales; Sporocadaceae
Product: arginase
Exons: 8
Coding region: 132-1325 (397 amino acids)
Molecular function (GO): agmatinase activity; metal ion binding
Source: RefSeq, a predicted model, not a curated record